AUGCUGCCUGCCACGGCAGGCGUGGCAGGCCUGCCGUGGCAUGGCACAGUCAGAGCUGGCAUGGCACCUCACUUCUGCGGUAACAAAAACAGAAAGAAGGAAAAAUUCACCAAAUCGAGAAAAAGCAACAUUCCCUCGUACGCCCUUUGUUCCACAAGCAACACGACCAAACGCCCCUUCACCGCCUUGACAGCCUUUGUCCCCUCCUCUCCUCCUCGCUUUCCCCGUCAUGUUCUCCGCUCAGAUUUACCGGAUUCCUCUCCGCAAUUCCUGCAAGUGAAUGCCCGAGACGAUAUCCUUGGUGAUACAUGCUGUGCG
This is a messenger RNA of Neurospora hispaniola, 318 nucleotides long. RefSeq lists its product as uncharacterized. NCBI's taxonomy places the organism in Eukaryota, Fungi, Ascomycota, Sordariomycetes, Sordariales, Sordariaceae. The transcript has a single exon. The record is from RefSeq and is a predicted model, not a curated record. The annotation marks the transcript as partial.